GAAGCAUCUAUAGACCAAGCACAUCAAGGCCUUGCGGCUGCUAGGAUUGGUUUGCGAAGCCAUGGUUCUUAGGAGAGUGGUCAUGGCUGGCAUGCGGUGUAGUUGCUCUACCGCUACUUCAGCCCAGCCAGCCCAGCCCAACUUGCAGCAACUUCUAGAUUCUUGGACAGCGCUACCAAUGGUCAGAGCACUCGUGCAGCUAGGAGUGCCUGAUGAAUUGUCUCCAGACACUUCCAUCCCUGCUGCUGACAUCGCAAAGAUCGUCAGCGCCGAUCCAGAAAUGCUACGACGGGCAGUCCGCUAUGUGGCAGGCAUCGGCGUGUUCAAGGAGAUGCCUGAUGGACGGAUUGCCCACUCAGAGACGUCCCUGCAGCUUCGUAAGGGUGGGGCGCUUCGGAACAAAGUUCUCUACAGGCUUUCUGAAGAGAUAGUAAUGCCUUAUGUUCAUGGUUCUCUCAAGAUCCUGCAAGAUCCAAGCAAGAGCGGCUUCGCCCAUUUGAAUGGCAUAGAUUACUUUACUGAAUGGCUUCCAAAGCAUCCUGAGAGUGAGGCUCUCUUUGGCCAGUAUAUGUCAGAGGCCACAUCUGCAAUGAUGGGGUUGAUUGAAGAUGCCUUCCCGUGGCCGCGUUCAGGCGUCAUCGCAGACAUUGGAGGAGGAAACGGUCAUCUGCUGCGCGCGUUAUUGCAGAAGGGUGCAGCACAGGGUGUUUUGUUCGAUCUACCCUCCGUCAUCGAGACCUCCCGGCAACACUGGCCAGAUGGUGACCUCAUGCGUGGCAGCAGCGUGACAUACAUGCCAGGCAGUUUCUUGGAAGCCGUGCCAGUGAAAGCAGACAUCUACGUGCUGAAGUGGAUCCUGCACGACUGGAGUGAUGCUGAUUGCAUUCGGAUCCUCUCCAAUCUUCAGGCUUCCGCUCCCAAGGAGAGCCAGGUGGUCGUGAUCGACAUGUUGGUGCCUGAAGAUCAGCCAAAUCAGUAUCAUGUGGCGAAAUUCUUCGACGUGCAUAUGGCCAUCGGCUACGGGGGGAAGGAAAGAACUGUGGCAGAGAUGAGGUCUUUGGCGAAGGCCAGUGGUUUUGUGAUGGUUGAAGUUCUUCCGGUCGGCCGCUCGCCCUUUGCCUGCUUUGUGCUGAAGAAGAGCGAAGCUGAGCUGUGAAAGUACCAGUGCAAGUCGCGGCCACGUUGGAUGUGCAGCACGCAAAAGGAAAGCAGACACUUCUUCAAUAUAUUCCGCAUCCCCUGGGCGCAGUUUGUAGAUGUGUUUCAGCUGACCGCUGAUGGUCGCUUCAUAGCAGGGUCUCAAGAUGG
Messenger RNA from Durusdinium trenchii, 1308 nucleotides. The record is from the annotation of a GenBank genome assembly. Lineage: Eukaryota; Dinophyceae; Suessiales; Symbiodiniaceae.